This is a messenger RNA of Suillus discolor, 1357 nucleotides long. RefSeq lists its product as uncharacterized. The record is from RefSeq and is a predicted model, not a curated record. NCBI's taxonomy places the organism in Eukaryota, Fungi, Basidiomycota, Agaricomycetes, Boletales, Suillaceae. The transcript has 5 exons. The coding region runs from base 175 to 1194 and encodes 339 amino acids.
CAUCGACGACGACGGCGACCAACAGUCUUUGCUCAUCGUCGGUAAUUACCGCGACAUCCGCGAGCAAGCUGCUUUUCUGAUCUGUGGCGCUGCCUCGGAUAACUUGGGCAGCCUACGACUUACGCGCUUUCAGAGUGUGAUUCUGAUCUCCGCUCGUUCACCUCGCUAUUCGACAUGGACGUCGAGGACGACGUAAAUCAGAACGCCGUGGCAGGCCCGUCAACGAUAACUCAAGACUAUAACUUCGUAUUUCUACCACCACCAGCUGCACAUCCCCCUCCACGAACAUUCCUUGCAAGCACACAGGACAUUCUUGGUCGCUUUAAUCUUCAUCCCGCUUAUGACAAGCAUGUCCGCCCAUCCAUUCCCUCCCAGAUGCCAUUGUCACACGCUUCUGUACCACCACUCACACCGGCCGCCCUGCUUCCAGACAGUGAUGACAAAAUGAAAAAGAAUUCUUACCGAUUCCUCAUAAAGAGCGUCCCGGGGAAGCACUCGACGAAGAAAGACGACUACCUUACUACGAUGAUGCAGGUUCCACCGAAGCAACGCAUACCAAUCACAGAGUUCGAUGAACGGACACAAAGGGAAGCAUUCACCGUCAGUGCAGAAGGUCUGAAAGGGUGGAAUGUGGGCACUUUGGUCGUGGAGUCUGCACAGGCAAAGGAAGACAGGAGGAAACGUAAAGAGCUCAAAAAACUCGCGCGUGCUCAAGCCCAAGGUCUUGUACCGGGAGGCAUACCCGGCGCACCCGGUACACUCCCGCCGCCACAAGUGGCGCCAUCAAAUCCAAAUCAACCAUCCGCACAACAACCGCCUGCAGCAUCACAAGUGCAGCCCAUUCAUUCAAAGCCUCAUGCUCCUGCUGUAACCAUACCGCCUCCUACAGCAUCAACUCGGAUAACUACACCGACAAGCGCUGCACCGCGAUCAGCUGUGCAGAGCAGUGCCGCGUCGCAACGGAUAGAUACGUCUGCCCUCGGCGGCAUGCGAGGCAAGAAGCGUGAACUCGAGGAUAGCCCUGUGUUACCACCCAACCCGAGCGUAAAUGGUGCGAACAUGUCGAUAGGCGUGGCUGGUGUCCGUGCGGGGUCGAAUGGUGUCCGUCCAAGACCCGUUAAAAGGCCAAGGAUGGACAUUCAAGGUCAGGCAAGAGAAAUGCCCAUGCAGCAGCCCACGCCACAGGGUGCAUGAGGCUUUCGACUCUUGCAAAUGCCUAAUCAGUAUUCCAUGCUACUCUCCUAUCUUGACGGACGCAGCUGUCAUACACGUCAAGCGGCUUCAUCCCACUAUCUCCUACCCACAUUCGCUGGCAAUGGGUUACCAACUUUCCCGCGCUCAACGGGACUGCUAAUGG